This is a messenger RNA of Aspergillus caelatus, 1002 nucleotides long. RefSeq lists its product as uncharacterized. The coding region runs from base 1 to 1002 and encodes 333 amino acids. The transcript has a single exon. The record is from RefSeq and is a predicted model, not a curated record. Lineage: Eukaryota; Fungi; Ascomycota; Eurotiomycetes; Eurotiales; Aspergillaceae.
AUGAUUCGCGCCCGCAUCAAGGAGGCUCCCCUGCUACUGCUCGAUCCUUAUGUGGCUGUCAGCCGCGUCCUUCUGCGCUCGACCACCAACCAGCCAGCCUGUAGUGACGGUGACUGGGCUAGCUGUGCAGCUGCACUACAGGCAUUGCGGAAUGCCCAAAUCACCAGUUCUGAGCAUGCGGGCUACGUUUUAUCCUUGGGGUUAAGUCUGGUGACAUUUCACCGGCUCAUCUCAGGGAUUUCGGCGAGCACCAUUUGCCGGUUCACCCUAUCAUUGAUCCGCCCACUCUACUAUUCAGAACAGUUACAGGAGUCGGACACGAGGGAAUUGCUCUGUCUGGUCUUCCUCGACAUCACCGAGUCUCUUUUCCGAGCUAGGAUUCCCGUGAUCCAGUAUCGCGUGCGUGAUCCGUACCUAGUAAACCACCAUGCGGGCCUGUGCGGAUCGCUUCUACCCCUUCUCUAUCGUGUCUGUCUUCUUGGGGCCUCCAUCAGGAGAGGCUCUCAACUCACUGUCUCUCCCGAUUGCUUCGACAAUCUUCGUGAGGAGAUUAUCGCAUGGGCGCCUAGUGUGUCAGUUGCAACGACCGAGCGCUUCUCGGAGGAGGAGAUGCUCCUCCUCCUUACACAGGGUAAUCUCCAUCGCAGUGCGACCCUUCUCAUCUUGCACCGGCUGCGAUUCCCUUUUGGAGAGCGAGAUGAUGAAGCCGAGCUCCUUUCCCGGACAAUUAUUAGGGAGAUGCAGCAUUGUCUAGCGAUGACCAAACAACAUCCUCCCAACAUAUCAUUGGUUCUGCUCGUUGCCGGAGCUGAGGUCCAGGACUCUGUUGGCCGGGAAAAUAUCAUUUCGUUGCUGCAGAGCAUCAAUGGCUCAAGCUUCUACCCCUUUGUGGCGAAUCUCCGGCUAUUCCUCAGUCGCGUCUGGACCAGCCGGGACGAGGGAACCACACGCUAUCUGUUCCACCUAUUCGAUAAGGAUGAUAACCUCAGUAUCCCUCUGUGA